AUGGCCACAAAGAGGUCCAAGUCAUCUCUGAGAUUUCACCAAUUCCCACAAUUCUAUGCUUGCUAUCUACUUAAAUCUAUUCGUACCCCGAGAUCCACAGCAACAUAUAUAGGGAGUACGCCUAGCCCCCCUCGUCGGAUACGUCAACACAAUGGGGAGAUCACCCAGGGUGCUUGGAAAACUAAACAUAACCGCCCUUGGGUCAUGCAUAUGAUAGUCUAUGGGUUCCCAUCCAAGCUAGCGGCACUUCAAUUUGAAUGGGCGUGGCAACAUCCUCACAUCUCUCGCCACCUUCGCGAUGAAAGUGGAGGGGCCUUGUUCAGACGGUCAAAAUACCUCAAAAUGAGCAUCCAAGUCGCUCGUACUAUGAUCGCGUGUAGGCCCUACAACACAUGGCCGCUCCACGUGAAGCUCUUUACAGAGGAUGCUGUCAAAAUCUGGAAAGACGUGGACAAAGACGUGGGCGCGCGCGCACUGCCUCUGCCUGCAGGCUUUACAAUUCAAAUAGAACUCGAAGGCGUCGACGGGAAGUCAGGCAGAUCAGGUUCCGGCAGGGAUGGGCCAAUCGACGUGUCUGAUGCGGCGUUCACAACUGCCCAUUUAGCUAAACACGACGUUCUCUUAACUUCGGGGAGACAUCUGCGCUGUUCGGUGUGUCGGAAGCCGUUGACUACAUACUCUACGGACCCACUCACAACUGCGCUAUGUUCAUCAACAGAAUGCAAUGCUGUUUCUCAUCUCAGCUGUCUGUCUCAGCAUUUUCUCGCGUCACAAGGUGGCAUAGGCAUGAUCCCGCGAGGUGGAAGAUGUCUAACUUGCCAGUCGUAUACUCUUUGGGGAGAUAUCAUCAAAGGUUGCUAUCGAAGAUACGCCGGUAAAGCUGUUCCUGAUGAUGAUGGUGUGGAUGAGGAAGAGGAAGAUGCAUUCGGGUCUGAACCAGGGAACGAGUCUCUGUCAGAUACUCCAGUUACUCCACGAAGGCACAAGGCACCCCAGGUGAGAGCAGUCAGACGGGCAGCAGCCACUUCAGCUAGUGGGGAUGAGGGCAAUCAUCUCAACCUCGGUCCUCGUUCCGGUGCAUUAUUAGGCCCGUCGAAUCAGGUGUCUGGUCGACAACUAAAAGGGCCGAAGGCAAGGUAUCAUACGGACAUCGAGCGGACUUCUUCAGACGAAGAAUUUUUCGAUUUGAAUGCUAUCAGCGAAGACGACCGUGCGCCUUCCGCACCGGCGUUCAACCCACCCGCUAGCACAUCCUACAAGAUCCCACCAUCGAAGAAAAACUCAACCAAGCAGACAAGAAUGCGUCACCAGUCAUCUGCAACUGACAUGCCCCGAAAUUUUCGUGGAACAACAGAUUCAACUCAUCAUUUUCCCGCUCGUCACUUCAAUUCCGAAAAAGGCGACUAUACUGCUUCUGCGCUCUCUGCUCCCGAACCGCGUUCCCCGUGCACUAUAGCACAAUCGUUGAAAACCUUCCCUAUGCUGCCGCCGUUGCAUUCUCCCCUAGGAUCUGUGUCACCUCGAAGCUCGCGUUCGAUGCAAGUGAUGUUGACUGGUAAUGACAAUUCCGAUGUAGCCGCAUUUAAAAAAUUCGACUCACGCUCUCCAGAUCAUGACUGGCAUGACCCCAUGACCAUACCUUGCUCGAGCGACGACGAGGUUGGCCAACAAUCUAAUCUGGGGGAACUUUUUUCUACUGCCAGGGCCCUGUCUUCGCUUUCUAUUUCUUCUGCUGCGCCUUGUCCGUUAUUACACGCUUCACUGAUGGACGAUGACCUAGACUGUGACAACAGCGGUGGUAUUAAUGGGAAGCAAGAUGAGGUUGAGGUCAUCGAGCUCUCCGACUGA
Messenger RNA from Heterobasidion irregulare TC 32-1, 1848 nucleotides. RefSeq lists its product as uncharacterized. Lineage: Eukaryota; Fungi; Basidiomycota; Agaricomycetes; Russulales; Bondarzewiaceae. The transcript is spliced from 7 exons. Gene Ontology annotation, molecular function: 5'-flap endonuclease activity; crossover junction DNA endonuclease activity. The record is from RefSeq and is a predicted model, not a curated record. The coding region runs from base 1 to 1848 and encodes 615 amino acids. Gene Ontology annotation, biological process: double-strand break repair via homologous recombination. Gene Ontology annotation, cellular component: Slx1-Slx4 complex.